Fusarium mangiferae is the source of this 465-nucleotide messenger RNA. RefSeq names its product putative ribosomal protein L11, mitochondrial. The record is from RefSeq and is a predicted model, not a curated record. Gene Ontology annotation, molecular function: large ribosomal subunit rRNA binding; structural constituent of ribosome. Lineage: Eukaryota; Fungi; Ascomycota; Sordariomycetes; Hypocreales; Nectriaceae. Gene Ontology annotation, biological process: translation. The transcript is spliced from 2 exons. The coding region runs from base 1 to 465 and encodes 154 amino acids. Gene Ontology annotation, cellular component: ribosome; mitochondrial large ribosomal subunit.
AUGUCAAAGGGUCGAGGCGCCGUCGAUCAGAUCGUGAAGCUGAUUGUGGGAGCUGGGCAGGCUAGCCCUAGCCCUCCUGUUGGUCCUGCUCUCGGUUCCAAGGGUGUGAAGUCUAUGGACUUUUGCAAGGAAUUCAACGCACGAACUGCACAUAUUAUCACCGGAACACCAAUGCCUUGCCGAGUUACCGUCCGCGCUGAUCGAUCAUUUACCUUUGACGUCCGAACACCGCACACCUCAUGGCUUCUCCUCAACGCCGUCGAAGCUCCCAUGGGAAAGAAGGGCAAGCGAAAGGGUGUCAGCAAACCCGGACAUGAGACUGUCGGCACUCUAUCCCUCAAGCACAUCUACGAGAUUGCAAAGAUCAAGCAGACUGAGCUGCGACUUUCAGGUCUACCUCUAGAGGGACUAUGUAGAUCGGUCAUUUAUCAAGCGAAGACGAUGGGAAUUGAAGUGGUGGCUUAA